Rhopalosiphum padi (bird cherry-oat aphid) is the source of this 1966-nucleotide messenger RNA. RefSeq lists its product as uncharacterized. The record is from RefSeq and is a predicted model, not a curated record. The coding region runs from base 372 to 1334 and encodes 320 amino acids. Lineage: Eukaryota; Metazoa; Arthropoda; Insecta; Hemiptera; Aphididae. The transcript has 6 exons.
GGCCGGCAUUCGGCAAUGCGGAGUCAGUGUUGGUCUGCCGUUUCUUUCGGUCGUUCGUGUUAUUUUCUCUUUCUUGUCGCCGCUGCUCGAAAAGUACGUGCGUUUUUCCGCGUUCAGACGGCGAAAUUUUAUUAUUCGCGUGUUAAACCGUCUUCGAGCAAAACAUUCGUUUCUGGUUCGGUGUGGUUGCCGUCCGCACGAUUAUGAGUUAAAUGAUUAUAUUUAAUCGUCAGAAAACGGGGAAAAUAAAUCGAUUUCGAUUAGAAAUAAAAACUGACUUGGUCGUCGUGUGUGUUCGUGACGUGUUUUUCUAAAUGUGAUACCGGCCGAAAAACUCUUAACUACUACCUACCGGAACGGUUACGCCAAUCAUGACGUCCCGGUGCCGACUGCAAGUGCUGUGGACACUUUACCUGAUCGUCUAUAACGCAUUUUGCCUCAGACUUACGGAGUUAAAAAUCGAAGAACAUACUCUCGUGGGAAACAGUACAAGACUAGAGUGCAAAUAUGACCUACAGGGUGAAAAAUUGUACACGGUCAAAUGGUACAAAGAUGGGAACGAGUUUUAUAGAUUCCUGCCCGGGGAAUCGCCAGAAAUACAAGUAUUUGAUGUUACGGGAGUACACGUUGAUGAAAAACUGUCUACGGCAGAAAGCGUUGUUCUGAGGCCUCUGGAAUUGGCGAGUAGCGGUAAAUACCGCUGUGAAGUCUCCGCCGAAGCCCCGUCGUUCCAAACAGUUACCAAUCACAGUUCUAUGCUUACAGUUGCCCCUCCCGAUGAAGGACCUCGCAUAUCCGGUGGCCAAGACCGGUACAAACCGGGGGACACUGUUAACGUGAACUGUACUUCCGGGAGAUCGAAACCCGCCGUACAGCUGGCCUGGUAUAUCAAUGGCGAACAGGUAAACUCUUCGUAUUUGCGAGGCCCGUACACGGAUUACGUCGGUCGCGAGGGACUGAUGGUCACCACGUUGGGCCUCAAGUUCGAGGCUGGCAUGCAGCACUUCCGGGCGCCAGGUUCCGGUGGCCACCAGCAACACCGGAACAGGCUCGACCGGGACAUGAAACUCAAGUGUGUGGCCACACUGGGCACGGUGUACUGGAAGUCGAAAGAGCAGAGCGCGCUGGCUCAUCGACCGCGACCUGCCGCUGGACUGCCAUUGCCGGCUGCCGAAGACGGACUAGCAGGCGGCGACGAACAAGACGCCGACUCCCGGGCUGAUCCCGUUCACGCAUCGAGCAACUCGCCUUCCAUAUAUACUGCUCAAUCACUCAACAUCAACGAGAUCGCAGUCUACGUGUCAGCGUCGUUGUUCAUAGUACUUCUACGGUAGCGAUUUACCGCAAUUUAAUUAAUAUCACAGACCUAUGUGAGAAAACGAUACUUUAACAAUAAUAAUAUUUAAAAAAAAUUAGUAAAAAAAAGGAGAAAAUAUGAACAAUUUUAAGUCAUAAGUUAAUUUUAGUUUUUAAAAUGUUAAUACCUAAGACUUUUACUGUGUUUUGAAAAUCAGUCUCCAAAUAUGGAGCAUGUAUAUUGUUUUAUAAUUUAACAUCAUCCUUCAUUUGUUACAUUUCCUUGUAAUCUAUUGUUUACAUUGUAAACUUUGAAAACGAUUUCAAUCAUUGUUAAAUAAUUAUUAUUAUUUACUAUUUUAUUGUAAAAUAUUUUUUAUUGAAUUUUUAUUUAUAUAAAUUGUUUAGUGUUUGAAUAUAUUAUCAUGUACAUAAGCUAAUAAUAUACCAUAUGAGGAUAGAGCGCGGUCCGAUUAUAUCUAUUGAUUCUCGAAAAAAGUCGCCAGCUGUAUAUAUAUUAUAAUACAUAUUUAAAUAUAAUAUUGUUAUAUUAUCAUGAUAAAUAAUAUGCUAGUCACCGCUUGAAAAUAUGCUAACACCCUGUAGUUAAAAUUCUUUAAUAAUAUUAUAUUAUAUUGUAUCUUUGGAAAUAUAAAUCGUGUAAAAUGUA